GCAAGGACACGCCGCAUCGCAUGACCCAUGUCCUUUGGCGGGGUUCCCCUGCCAGGGUUGCAGUAUGGGCUGCGAUGUUCACUACAAGCAGAGGGAUUCAGCACCGUAGAGCUGAGAUGUGGCCUAUUUGGUUCCGAUCUUGAGCUGUUGGAUGCCAAUGAAUGUCCUGAAAAGCUGGGCUGCAGCAGGAGUGCUGUACUCUGGGCCACGGCAGAUGGCGGAAAUGAUUUGGCCACCAUAGAGUUGCAGCUGGACGAGUUGCCAGCGGCCCUGGAACAUUUGGUGCUGGCGACUGUUGGGAAGACUGGGAUCCAAGGAGGUUUCCUGUCUUUGAUGGUUGCCGCAGGCGGAUUCCACCAACAAUACAGGCGGAGUCAAUCUCCGGAACACGGGCGCGGAAGCUAUGUCCAGGGUUGCAUGCUGGCAGUCCUCUCACGAAGAGGCCAGGGAUGGCUCUUGCAGGAAGUGGUGCCCAACAUCGGUCUCAGCUGUGAGCAACAGGAAGAUGCCAUCGUCCGGGAACUGUACUGGCCAGAAGUGGGAGUUGCCAUCGAAAGGACUGUCACAACAGAGGCCGGGCCAUCCAUUACCUGGCUGGAGGUGUUCAGAGCCUAUCCCGAAGGCACCUAUCCAAGUGAUGAUGACACCGAAACAGCCAGCCACGAGAGCCCCAUGGGCAGCAGGCCUGAGCUGGUCACAUCUAUCUUAAGUCCGGCCAGUGAAUUGGAAAAAGCAUCCCGUGGCUGCUGGACUGAGUACCCUUCAUCACAUCCAAAACAAACCCCAUCAUCGCCGUCCUCUUUGUCCAAAAAUGGCAGACAGGACUUCCUUCCGUUUGAGGAGCUCAGAGACUUUGGCCCACCUCGUGCAGCAUGCAAGUCGCUUCUAGGGACUGAAGGUCAAAUGGCGGAGCUGUGCCAGGAGACUGGAAGAUUGUCUGUCAGUUUGAAACUGUCUGAGGAUCGGCUCAGCAAAUCUGAGUCACUGGUAGUGAACUUGCGGAGCGAGGUGGCAAAGCUCCAGGAAGACAAACAGAGCUUCUCAGAGGAGGCCGCACUAAAGGAGACCAAACUGCAACGCCUUCGGUCGGAGUUGGACCAUUGCAUGUCGGAGCUUCAGCAGAGAACUGGAGCUAUGCGGGCUCAGCAUGCAGAGCUGGAGCAGAUGGCAAAAUCGCGAGCCAAAGAGCUUGCACAGCAGGAGCGUUGCAAAGGGGAGGUCGCGGCACUUGAACAGGAGCUGGUACGAGUGAAUCAGCAGCUGGUUCGGGAGAGAAGCACUUGGGAACAAGACAAAGAAUCGCUUCAAAAAAGCCUUCAAGAAUGCACAGCUGAAGCCAAAGCUGCCAGAAUAGCUCAAGGGGCCUCUGAUAGCGACCUCGAGCGACUGCGGCAAGAGUUGUUUCUUGAAAGGGCAGAAGCAGCUCGAUACCGCACGGAAGCCUUGGAACAGCAGAAGGUCAAAGAGGAACCAACAACUUCUGGGAGUAGAGUCAGUUUCCAGGAUGUUGCAGGCAGCAAGAGACUAGAGGUGGAGAUGCUUCAAGCUGAGCUUGCGAAGCUACAAACCACGUUUGCUGAAGAGCUUGGCAGUGCACGUGCACGUCUUGCUGUCGCAGAAAGGCGAAACAAAGAUUUGCUGGAAAAUCUACAAAGCACUGUGCGUGCUGCUCAUUCUGCAAAGGUGGUUGAGCGGCCUGCAUCGCUGCCAGAACCUCCAAUGGUACUGCCAAAGAGUGGUGAUUGGACGGGGCAGCCAGAAACCUUGGAGCAAAGAGGCCAGAAAUUUCAGAAACCACAGGUGGGUUCUUUGGAGAGCACCAGAAGUCACAUCAGUCUGGGAGGGGCCCGGAGUCAGAGACAGGCCGAGCUCUGGGAAUUGCACUCUCAGCACAGAGAUCGCUCGGAGCGACUAGCACGUCACCAGGAAGAGUCACAGUGGCAGCAGCUACGCGCCUCAUGCAGUCGAUCUGCAAGCAGCGAAACCGGCAGGAUUGAGAUCGACGGUGCUCGAGUUAGUCCUCAGAGUCGCAGCCGCGACUUCGGUCGUUUACCUUCGGCGCCCUCGAGCAGCAGCUCCCUGGGCGAGACGUUGCGUCGGGCGGUGGCUGAACGACGCCGCGGGCGAGAGCACAAGGCCACCCGAGCCCUGGACGAGGAAUACACGCGCUUUGUGAAGGAAGGCUCGGUCAGAUACCCACAGUGUACACACACUACACACAGUCACGGUACACAUACGGGCAGAGACAUGACAGGGAGAGAAUUGAGGGAAGUGAGGGAAGGCAGGCAGAGCUCAGCUCCUGAGCCGUUUGUGCUUAGCGACUUGGGCACCGCCGGAGAUCUCUGACAUUGGUUUGAAGUGGUGUUUCACUGCGUGGAUCUAGCUGCGGGGCCACUGUGCGAUCAGCGCGUCCAGCUGGUCGGUGGGAGGCAUACUCAAAAAGGAACGAUGCAGGGCUACUUCAGUGGGUUUGUAGGAACACGGUCUCUUCACUAUUUUCUCCGAAGAAGCACGAUCUUGAACUGCGGUUGGUUCUUUUCCUUCUUGGAUCUUUGUCUGAGCUACGCAUCAGAACCCAGGACGCAAGCAAAAGAAAAGACCGAAACAGAGCCAGCAGAGGAAGAAGGCCCAGUGGAAGAUAUGCGAAGUCCAGAAGAAUUGAGAGAACAGUACCUAGAGGACUUGGCAUGUGAGCAAGCAGAGGCUGGUACAAAAAAACGGAUGCAUCAGUGCUGCGAAUGUCGUAC
Messenger RNA from Cladocopium goreaui, 2747 nucleotides. NCBI's taxonomy places the organism in Eukaryota, Dinophyceae, Suessiales, Symbiodiniaceae. The record is from the annotation of a GenBank genome assembly.